AUGUCCGGCCGAGAUGAAGCAGCAGCAGCAGCAGCAGAAGCAGGAGAAGCAGAAACAGAAGUAUUAUCCCCCACGCCCCAAGCAACGCUCGACCACUUCAACUCCAUCCCCUGGGUGGCAUCACGGCUCUCAGACCAGACCUUUCGACCCGUCCACCUGUCCCGCACGCUCACGCACGCAGGAAAGGGACAUACUCUGAUGGCCUCGACAUGGAACACCCCAACGACGAUAUCGCACAUCUUGUCGACCUAUCGCCCUCCUCUGACCACCAGCAAUCAAAAGGGUGAGAUACGCCGCUUCUACACCUUCGGGGGUGGCUUGAAUGCGCAUCCGAAUCUAUUGCACGGCGGCGUCAUCGCCACGAUCCUCGACAGCACGAUGGGCAAUGUGAUUGGGCAGGAGUUGCCCGCGCACGGGGCCACGUAUACGGUCAAGUUGACCGUCGAGUAUAAGCGGCCCGUGACCACGCCGGGGACGGUGAUGGCGCGGGCGUGGAUCGUCGCGAUUGAGGGACGGAAGGUCUGGGUCGAGGGUGUGGUCGAGGAUGGGGAGGGGAAUGUCCAUGCGAGGGCUGAGGGGAUGUGGUUGAGAGCGAAGGGGAAGGCGAAUGGAAAGCUCUGA
This is a messenger RNA of Cladophialophora carrionii CBS 160.54, 621 nucleotides long. RefSeq lists its product as uncharacterized. The coding region runs from base 1 to 621 and encodes 206 amino acids. The transcript has a single exon. The record is from RefSeq and is a predicted model, not a curated record. NCBI's taxonomy places the organism in Eukaryota, Fungi, Ascomycota, Eurotiomycetes, Chaetothyriales, Herpotrichiellaceae.